Messenger RNA from Labrus mixtus (cuckoo wrasse), 4430 nucleotides. It is a transcript of the gene rinl, whose product is annotated as Ras and Rab interactor-like. The transcript is spliced from 11 exons. Gene Ontology annotation, molecular function: small GTPase binding; guanyl-nucleotide exchange factor activity. Gene Ontology annotation, biological process: vesicle-mediated transport. NCBI's taxonomy places the organism in Eukaryota, Metazoa, Chordata, Actinopteri, Labriformes, Labridae. Gene Ontology annotation, cellular component: cytosol; endocytic vesicle. The coding region runs from base 186 to 2639 and encodes 817 amino acids. The record is from RefSeq and is a predicted model, not a curated record.
CUUCCUUUUAAAGCUAGCGUGCACAUGCGACAGAAGAAGGCAACGGUGGCAGUCAAACGACAAGUUACAUGACAGCAAAAUCAUCCGGAUUACGCCAGAAAUCUUCAUGAGGAUGUAUUCAUGAGCAGCGUGACAGCUUCCUUUUUUAGCCCCGUUGGUCUGUUGAGCUCUGAGGCAACAGUUGCAUGGUACAGAAAGGAAAGAGUUCUCGAGAGAAAAGAUUGCAACAUGACGAGAGAUGUGCCGAUAGUGUGAAUGAGAAAAGACGCAUGACGGCCCAACACAUGGCGGUUCACAGGUCAUUGAACGGCACCACAGCCAUCCCAUGGAGGAGGAGCAGGAGGAGGCUGUCCCUGCUGGAGCAGCUCAGGGGGUGUCAGGACGCCUGGUGCCCCGGGGCCCCCUGGGAUAGAGAGGGGGCCCACCAUGCGCUCUGUGGAACACCUGCUGGGAGUUUCCUGGUUGUGCGGGACUCUGCGGCGUCUCAGGCCAGCCUGCUGUGUGUGUCUGCGGGCGGAGAGGAUGAAGUAGUUACUGAUUAUAGCAUCGAAAGCAAAGGAGCAGUGUUUCAGCUGUCUGAGUCUCGUCUCUGUUUCGCUGACCUCGCUCAGCUCGUGCUCUUCUACUCUCUGACCAGGGAUGUGUUGCUUGUUUGUCUUUCCAUUCCUCGUUGGCUCUACAGCGUUUCUGACAAGAACAAAGAUCGUCUCUCUGAGCUUCAACCAGAAACUUGGCUUCACACACCAGUUGAGCAACACACUGAUGAAAUGUCCGACAGGGAGCCAGGCAAAGUGAUGUGCUCCAUACAGCUGACCUCCACAAACGGGGCCCUGUGCAUCAUCAACCCUCUCUACCUUUGCGAACAUGGAGAUGAUUGGCUCACGCAGCCGCCACGUUACAAACAAGAGCGACGCCUCAGCACCACCAGGACCUGGGCGGGGGCGGGGCUACGAAGUAAAAGAACAAUUUCGUUGGACCAGGAGUCCUCUGCCGCCUAUAUGGAGAGUUCUGGUCCAAUCAGAGCCAAGUCAGCGGAUUUGCCAGAUUGCCCACUAACCCCAUCAACACCAGCAGCUCCGGCAGGUGUUGUUCUUAGAAGGUCCAGCAGAGACUCUGGCUGCAGCCUCCCUCACAAAGCGAGCACAGAGAGUCUCCCUUUGUCCACCCCCUCCACCCCAGGGUGUUCAAACCGCACAUCAUUUGAGUUGCAGCCCCAUGGCAGCCCCGUGCCUCAGUCUCCUCACAGGGUGUCAUGGAUCGAAGAUGGCGUCUGGCUGCCUCCACCCAGACCUUCCUCUUUGCUCCACCCACCGUCGCUGGAGCUCGACUCUCUGUCCAUCAGCAGCAUGGAGGAAGAGCAGGACUGCCAAACGCCCAGCCCCAUCCCGCACCACCAGUCGGCGCACUGGUUGGCUGACAAGGUCAUACAUCGUCUCUCAGCGGUGGGUCAGGCUCUCGGCGGGCUGGUGAGUCAGAAGAAAAGACUGACCAAUCGCGUGCAAGAGUUGAGCGAGCGGAAAGGCGCUGCGUUUUCAGAAGCUGUGAAAGGAUUUGUGGAGACAACACUGAAGAGAGGUGUUUGUCCCACCGGGUUGAUGGGGUCAGAGUUCUUACAGGAAGUGAGGUCAUCGCUGACAUCACUGAGGGAGACACUGUUAGAUUACACAGAAAUCCAGGCAUUGUUGGACAGCAUGACUGACUUCAAUGACUCAGAGAUGGACUCCCUGGUGGAGCUCUCUAUCCACAAGGUGGCCCUGAAGCCCGUCUCUGCACACCUCUACUCCUGCAUUCUCACUUCUCGGACUGAUGACCUCACUUUUGAGCGUCUCCAGAACAACUUGCAUGUGCUGGAAAAGAAAGAGAUGGAGGAGCUUGGGGGAUCGUCGGGGGUCGGUGUGCCCGACUCCCUCAGCCUGGAGCGGAUCCAGCAGAGGUGGACGAGCAUGCAUGAGGUCUACUCCCCGAACAAGAAGGUCCAGAUCCUGCUCAAAGUCUGCAAAAGCAUCUAUCACAGCAUGAGUGCUAAUUCUAACUCAGGUUCAGUGUUUGGAGCGGAUGAUUUCCUCCCCUGCCUGACGUGGGUGCUGCUCCGUAGCAACCUGGUCACCUUACAGAUAGACACAGACUACAUGAUGGAGCUGCUGGACCCCACACAGCUGCAGGGAGAAGGUGGCUACUACCUCACAACCCUGUACGCCUCUCUGUACUACAUCAGCAGCUUCCAGCCACGAUUGGCUGCCCGUCAGCUCAGCGUGGAAGCCCAGCACUCCCUGAAUCAAUGGCAUCGCAGGCGCACCCUGCACUGCAACCAAUCACGGCGCAGCAAGAACCGACGGACUAUUCGUAGAACGCCGUGCCGGGGGAAAGGUGCCCAAAACUCACAGACAGAAACCAGGAAUGACGAGGAAAGUGUGAAAAGAGAUGCUUCUGUCGAUAAAGGCGAGUCACAGCAGCAGACGGAAAGCUCCACAGAGGCUCUGCUGACCGUGAAAGAAGAGGAGAACAGAGGCAGAGGAACCGAGGAAGAGUCCCAGGUGUCCCCUCCAGCAUCAGACUUUAAUCAGCAGGAUAUAAAAAGCAGCAAACAGGAGGACGGACUGUGUUCAGCAGACGAAGGAGAAGAUCACAAAGGAUUGUAAAGAAGAGGAACAGACAUGAGGUGCACAGAAUGACCACCUGACACACAUUUUUAUGAGAAGCUUAAAUGACCUCAACGAUUUCUUAGUGGAUCAGACACACCUGAGGCCCGCAGCUAAAAUCAUCAGCAUUUAAUCGUGAGAGAUUGUUGCUCAUAAUGCUGCAGCUGAAAUAAGUUAUUGCAAACAAUAGGCGGUAUAUAUAGUGUGUUUAACAAUCAGCUUAAUUUUAAGGAAAAAGUUAUACUAUUUAAUUUGAAUCUACUGCAAUUAAUGCUACAACCUGGUUACCUAAACAAGAAGGGAUUUGGUAAAGAAACAGGGAGCCACCCUGUCAGCUGUAAAUGUUUCAAAAAGACAACAGGAGAAAAUUAAAUGUACGCUUUAUCGCCAAUUUAAACACCAAUAUCAACCAAAAUAAACUGUCAUUGGAAAAAAAUAUUGUCCACCUUUAAUGUCCAAAAUUCAAUCCAGGAACCCAGACUCUAGAAUCGCCACUACUGGCGGCAUGUUAACUCUGUAAAGCUCUUUCUUAUUUAAAAUUAAGACUGAAUAUAUUGCUGUUAAACUACCUAUUGAGAGUGUUGUCUUCUUUUAACACAUGCAUCUUCUCUCUAAUUUAAUUAUUUUUAUUAUCAAAGACACUUCAUAACGGCAGAGCCUCACUGAGCAUCAUGCUGUAAGUUUUCCAUUUUCACCACUAGGGAGCGGCAUUAAACCUCUUGUGUGAUGAGCAGGAUUUUUUCCCCUCCCUGACUGUUUUGUUUCCAGUGAGUAUCCAGUGUAGGGAAAGUGUAUGUUUUUCAUUCACAUAAUAAAUCAAAUUAAAUAUAUUUCUAAAGCACAUUUAAACACAGACAGAGCUGACCAAAGAGCUGCACAGUAUGGUUACAGGAUACAAGCAUCCUACUUAGGACUCAAAAACCAACAGACAUGGAAAAGCACAUUUUGAGGCGGGUUGAAGCUCGAUCCAAAGGUUACUGGACCUCUCCUCCUCCUCCUCUUCCUCCUCCUCCUCUUCCUUCUCCUCCUCCUCCUCCUCAGGCAGGCUUCUUCAGCUCUAAACUUACUGUUUGACGGAGCUAGAAACAGUAGCCUCUGUUGAUCAUUAGUCUUACAUUUCUAGCUCUGUCCACCAGUUAGUUUAGAGCUAAAGAAAACUUUACAGAGGAGGAGAGGUGAAACGUCUUCAAGAUCUUCAACUAAGUCCAGUUGCCUUUAGAUCAAGCUUCGAUAUACCAUGACCGGGAUGACUGAGAACCUACACCGACGUCUUGAGACGAGAUUUAGAAGAUCCGAUGGAGGGUGCAGCUGAGAGGCCUUCAUCGAAGAGCUCGGCCGCUUCUAAGUUAAGAUCGCUUUGUGUCAGAACAUGGGGGGAAAAAUGCACUUUAAAGAGUUCAAGAAAAGAUUUGGAGCGGCUGCGGCUCAGUGGUAUAGUCAGUCGUCUCUCAAUUGGAAGGUUGGGGGUUCAAUCCCCAGCUCUUGCAGCCACACAUGCGAUGUGUCCUUGGGCGAGACACUCAACCCCAAGUUGCUCCUGCUGCUUCAUCAGCAGCAUAUGAAUGUGAUUAGGUAAUUCUUUACAGCAGCCUUUCUUUAUAUCUACCAUCACUGUAUAAAUGUGUAGGUGCUGGGGUGUGUCCAGAAGGGUGUCCACUCCAUGGAGCCAUCCAAAAAUCCUAAACUAUGAUUGGCUUUUUUCCUUGCCAGAGGUGGGACUUAGAAUUUUCAGUGUGCAGAUGUUUGUUUGCAAUUAAAAAAAAAAUAAAAAAAAUUGUGAUUUUGGACGGA